Psammomys obesus (fat sand rat) is the source of this 1377-nucleotide messenger RNA. RefSeq names its product olfactory receptor 14C36-like. NCBI's taxonomy places the organism in Eukaryota, Metazoa, Chordata, Mammalia, Rodentia, Muridae. Gene Ontology annotation, molecular function: G protein-coupled receptor activity; odorant binding; olfactory receptor activity. The record is from RefSeq and is a predicted model, not a curated record. Gene Ontology annotation, cellular component: membrane. Bases 1 to 1377 code for a protein of 458 amino acids. The transcript has 5 exons. Gene Ontology annotation, biological process: G protein-coupled receptor signaling pathway.
AUGGCCGAUUUCAUAUUUGUGGAACCAGGAAAUACAGCAAGUGCGGCAGAGAUUAUUUUGGGUCUCCAAAAUAUUGCAUUUCUUAAGAAUUUGGAUUGUAAGAGAGUCAUCAGGACAGAGGCCAAGACACCAUCUGGCCAGAAGUAUACACUUCUCCCGGGAGAAGGCCCAAGCGUCUUCUAUUUCUGUGCAGAAAGGGUAUUAGGCAGUGAUUGGCUGAACGGAGUCCUGGGGACAUGGAACAUCGCAGGUUGUGCUCCCCCAGAAGUCUCUGAGCACUGCAUUCUUCCCCAUCGCCAUGGCUCUGAGAGCCCAGAUGUCUUAAGGAUUUAUCAGAUUGUUAUUAUUAUGGAAACUGUUUCUAAGUGCUUCACAUCAUGCCAUACAAUUGGACAGACAGCACAUACAGCGAAGCGACCAUGCACGGAGAUAAACCUGUACUGUGAGAUUACGGCCAAUUCCACCCUGGUGACUGAGUUCCUCCUGGCGGUUUUUGCUGAGACUUGGGAGCUCAGGCUGCUGCUCAGUGUGCUGUUCCUUCUGGUGUACCUGGGCAGCCUGUUAGGGAACCUUAUCAUCAUCAUCGCUACUACAGUUGACCAGACCCUGAACACUCCCAUGUACUUCUUCCUCAGGAAUCUGUCCAUCUUAGACAUGUGCUACGUUUCUGUCACUGUCCCCAGUGCCUGUGUCAACUCUCUCACUGACCACAGGAAAAUUUCUGUGGCUGGGUGUGCAGCACAGAUCUUUUUUGUCUUCUUUUGUGCAUGUGUAGAGAUUCUGUUUCUCACCAUCAUGGCCCAGGACCGCUAUGUGGCCAUCUGUAAGCCUCUCCUCUACCCUGUGAUUAUGAACCACCAAUUCUGUGUUCAGAUGACACUGGCUUCUCUCUUUAGCUCUCUUAUCAUUGCAGGAGUGCACACUAUCAAAACGUUCCAGCUCUCCUUCUGUCACUCUAAUGUGGUCCCUCAGUUCUUUUGCGAUGUCCCCUCUUUGCUGAAGCUUUCUUGCUCAGACACCUUUAACAACAAACUCUUACUUCUUCUUUCUGCCAUUGUGAUCGGUGGUAGCUGCUUUACCUUCAUUGCCACAUCAUAUGCUCAGAUAUUAUCAACUGUGUUGAAGGUUCCUAUCAAAGGAGAGAGAGGGAAGGCCUUUUCCACCUGUGUCCCUCACAUUAUUGUGGUCUCUGUGUUUCUCAGUACUGGUUUCUAUGUGUAUCUAAGACCUCCAGUAGCCUUAAAAGUAAUCCAGGAGAUUACUCUUUCUGUAUUUUAUACCAUUGUUCCUCCAUUCUUAAAUCCUAUCAUCUAUAGUCUUAGAAACAAACAGAUGAAGGAGGCUGUCAGAAAGGUAACAUUAAGAUAUUUUUCAUAG